AAUUGUAAAAAAUGUUGGUGAACAAGCCGUUUAAUGUAGUUGCAUUUUUCUUAUUGUUUCACUAUGUAAUCCUUAGCCUUGUUUCUAUUCCAUACUGAUUUUACCAUUAUUGCUGUGCAGGGCAAGAGGUGGUGCAUGGAAGCAGAUGAACCCUGGCAAGCCCUUGUCUGCUGCAUGGAAUUUGCAAAGGCUUCAGACCCUACAAAAUAAAUCUCUCAUUUUCCAGUUCAUCAGGUAUGGCUACUAAGAGGGGCAAACGGUGCUGGGUCUCAUUCAGCUGGCUCAGCAUUGGCUUAUUCUUCUUUAGAUCUGCUGUACUAUAGGGACAUAUACCAAGUGUACUGAAAGCUACACAUUGUUAGUGUUCCUUAAAACUAUGCAAAGUAAUAUUGGCAGAGCUGAGAACUUAAGACUGAGGCCUCCAGCAGGGUACAGAUAUUUAUGUUUCUUUUUUUAGUGCUAUGCUAUGCAUUUUUAUAAGAGCCUUGACUGAAAUGCUCUUGGCAUGUGUAUAUUGGUAGCUUAGGUAACAGGUGGAAUGACGCAGGGAGCUCAUGGUGUUAUGGAGUUAGAUUUUUUUAUAGUUUAAAAUAGAAGGGGAAACUAGUGACAAAGGGUAUGUGUCCAUAUACACAAAACCAUUGCCCCGUUAUUAUCAUCUGUCUACAUAAAAGAACUUCCUGGAUCAUUUGAGAAGGAACUUUAUUCAAGGAAGAAUGUUUCCCCAGGGUGUAAAUUAUUUUUUAAGAUUCUGAGAAUUCUAAUUUGCUUAAUAUUAGAUGUACUUCUCCCCAGGAAGCAAUUUUGAUACAGAUUGCUUUCAACAUACAUAUAAUAGUAAAAAUAUUGAUUUGUUGUGGCAUUAGGGUCACAUCUGCCACUUAACCUACCUUUUUAACAUAGGAUGGUUCCUGCAAUGGACUGCAACAUUAUGCUGCCUUGGGUCCAGAUGAAAUAGGAGCUAAGGCAGUGAAUUUGAUGCCCUGUGAUAUCCCCCAAGAUGUGUACAGUGGUGUUGCUCAGCAGGAGUAUGUGUGGGAGGCCUCACAUUACCUGGUUCAGCAAGUGUUCAGCAGUCUGAAGGAAAUGUUCUCAGGAACUAGAGAAAUGCAGCUUUGGCUGACAGAGAGCGCUCGCAUGAUCUCCAAGUCUGGAAACACUGUGGAGUGGCAGACACCCUUAGGUCUACCGAUCAUGCAGCCAUACCACUGCGCCAAGCCUUUCUUUGUAAGUAAUGCGCUGCUAAACACUAUGGGGCAAAUUUAUUUAUGUUCGGAUAUCGACUGUCGAAGUUAA
Messenger RNA from Xenopus laevis (African clawed frog), 1296 nucleotides. RefSeq names its product DNA-directed RNA polymerase, mitochondrial-like (gene polrmt.S). The transcript is spliced from 3 exons. The coding region runs from base 979 to 1296 and encodes 105 amino acids. The record is from RefSeq and is a predicted model, not a curated record. NCBI's taxonomy places the organism in Eukaryota, Metazoa, Chordata, Amphibia, Anura, Pipidae.